Messenger RNA from Anopheles arabiensis, 1737 nucleotides. RefSeq names its product odorant receptor 63a-like. Gene Ontology annotation, cellular component: plasma membrane. The coding region runs from base 18 to 1268 and encodes 416 amino acids. The record is from RefSeq and is a predicted model, not a curated record. Lineage: Eukaryota; Metazoa; Arthropoda; Insecta; Diptera; Culicidae. Gene Ontology annotation, molecular function: olfactory receptor activity; odorant binding. Gene Ontology annotation, biological process: sensory perception of smell; detection of chemical stimulus involved in sensory perception of smell. The transcript is spliced from 8 exons.
UAGACGGCAGCUUAACCAUGGACACGGAACACUACAAACCGGAGGACGAUUACGGCGAGCUCGUGCAGCGCAGCACCUACUGGGUACGGGCACUGGCCACAACGAUGGGCAUCUGGCCCGGCCAGUACGUUUCGAUGCGCAGCCACUGGUACCGAAGGCUGUACUACUUUAUGCUGCUGAUGCAUUGGCUCAACACCUUCCUGCAGACGGAGUUUUUCUUCCGAAAUCUGGGCAAUCUUGGUUUAGUCGUGCAGGGACUUUGCAGCUUCGUUAGCAUCACCACCACGGGCAUUAAGGUGAUGCGCAUCCACGCGUACGAGGCCGAGAUAGUGCAGCUAUGGCAAACGUUGCAAGACGCGACCUUCAUCAAGAAGAUAAGAUUUUUGCGCAAAACCGACCGGGGAACUAUCUUCCACCGCAUCCACAAGCUGCUGGCGCGGCAGUGCAAGGAGGUGCAGCUUAACUUGCGCUUCUACACGCUAGUCGUGGGGCUGGUGGCGUCCAACUAUUCCAUCAUACCUGCCUGCAGCAAUCUGUACAAUCAGUUCCAGGGCAAUGCAUUCAACCGAAGCUUUGUGUACAACACAUACUAUCCCUUGCUGGAGCCCGUUAAACGACGCAGCCCACUGUUUGAGCUACUGUUCUGCUCGGAAUCACUGUCCGGCUACACCACCUGGGCCGGGGUGGUGGCGUUCGACGGUCUGUACGUCGCGAUGGUACUGUACGCCGCUUCGCUGAUGCGUCUGCUGAGAGAUUUGCUGCACGAAACGGCGAACCCUGGGUUAACGGACGCGGAGCGUGCCUUCUUUCAGCGGGAAUGCAUACUGCACCACAUCCGCACGAUACAACUGAUUGAGAAGAUAAAUGAAAUCUUCUCGCCGGUGCUGCUGGUGCAACUGUUUACCAGCACCUCGAUUAUCUGUGUCAUUGCAUUUGCCGCCAGUAUGCACGCUGAUGAGGGCGAUUCGCAAACGAUGCUGAUGGUGCUCUACCUGAUAGCGGCUAUCUAUCAGCUGUUCCAGUUCUGCUGGUACGGCCAGCGGCUCCAGAACGAGGGUACGGAGCUGCCCCGCUCGGUGUACGACGCACAGUGGGAGCUUUGUGCGCAGCGGUUCAAGAGCACGCAGCACGUCCUGCUGCUGUACAGCCAGCGGCAGAUCGAGAUGCGCGCGUGGAGCUUUUCCGCCAUGUCGCUGGAAACGUUUUCCACCAUAAUCCGAAGUGCUGCAUCCUACUUUACCGUACUGCAGACGCUUGCCGAGGAAUAGACCCAAACGAUGAGCCGUCGCAUUGCGCUUGGCGAGCCCCUUGGAACGUAGUUGUUUUCUCUCUCUUUCUUUGGCACGUAAACACACACUCACACGCACACAGGGUGCAGAUAUUGGCCGUGUUCGAGCGGUCCAGACCCACAGUACAAAGUACAGCACGGACGGCGGGUGGCGAAACCACACGGCUGGCCCGUAAAGCGCGAUAAGCCCCGUGCGGGAGUCGACGCUGAUCAACAUCACGCGCUACGGUAGCAGAGGUCGCUCGCAUUGUGUUUUCGGGUGCGGGAUAUUUGGGCGAAGGCUGGCCCUUAUCACUGGCAAACUCAUCCAAACAUAUGGUGCACAUACACGCACACACAACACGGAUACACUCGACGGGUGAGAGUCAAUUAGUCAGUUCCGAUUUCUGUGCACAAUGGGAAAGUACCUAAACGGUGCUUUGAACGGUUGAUAAGGCGAGCGCGGUUUA